This is a messenger RNA of Dinoponera quadriceps, 1290 nucleotides long. RefSeq names its product mediator of RNA polymerase II transcription subunit 31-A (gene MED31). Lineage: Eukaryota; Metazoa; Arthropoda; Insecta; Hymenoptera; Formicidae. Gene Ontology annotation, biological process: regulation of transcription by RNA polymerase II. The record is from RefSeq and is a predicted model, not a curated record. The transcript is spliced from 3 exons. Gene Ontology annotation, molecular function: transcription coregulator activity. Gene Ontology annotation, cellular component: core mediator complex; mediator complex. The coding region runs from base 122 to 592 and encodes 156 amino acids.
ACUACAAUCUGACGCAGGUGGCGAUUGCAACUCUGCGUUGAAGCGCGUCCAAGUUGUUCUUCCCGUUGAGUGCAACAACAAAGCGCAUAUCGAAUAUCCGAUUUGCGGAAAUUGAUGUACUAUGAACCGAUUAGAUGAUCCUCCGGGGCUCAUGAAAGGCAGAAAACCAUCUUUUAUUGGGAUGAACGGCGCACCGGAGACAGACGAUCAGCAACGUAUACGGUUUCAGAUCGAACUAGAAUUUGUACAGAGUCUCGCCAAUCCAAAUUAUCUCAAUUUUCUGGCACAACGUGGCUACUUCAAGGAGGUUCCAUUCAUCAAUUACUUGAAGUACUUGUUGUAUUGGAAAGAACCUGAGUAUGCCAAGUACUUGAAAUAUCCUAUGUGCCUAUACUUCUUGGAUUUGCUGCAGUAUGAACACUUCAGGCGGGAAGUUGUGAAUUCUCAGUGCACAAAGUUUAUCGACGAUCAACAGAUCCUGCUGUGGCAGCACUACACGAGACGCCGGACGAGGCUCUUACAAACAGCUGCGGAGCAAACGCAACACACCAAUUCUCAGAACAAUGGCAUCGUGCAGCCCAAGGUUCCCUAGAAUUCGUAGCUUUAAUAAUGUUCGUCGUGCGUGUUGAUAGCAUAGCAUAUUUAAAAUAGAGUUGAAAUAUUUCAUGUUUUCCUUCUUUCUUUUUUUUUCUUCUUAUAUAUGACGGUUCCUUGUUAGGACUAAUUUGCUUGACUGUGAUAGCUCAUGAAUGAAAUAAGUUUUUUUUCCAUCUUUUUUAUACAACCUCAGAUCGUGGCUCUCUUUCUCGCAUAGUAUUUCAGCCUCUGGGAGUGUAAUCGGGAAAAGAAUAUCCGCAUCGAAGAUAUGUAUUUCUCCCUAACGCUCAGUCUUGUUACAUCAAUUGUUAUAUGUGUAUAUACUUGGAUUUAUAAUAUUUCAGAAUAUGAAGAACACAAUUAUUCGUAUACUUUGACAAACGUCCACUUAUAAGUCGCUACCAAAUUACGAUUAUAUACUAUAUUAAAUUCAAAAGUAACCAUAUCACAUGUAUUACACACAACUUCGCGAUGGAAGUGCGGGCUUGAUCUCUGUCAUUUAGUUAUCCUGAGUCUUCUCUUAAAUACGCUCUCAUCUACGUUACGUUACUUUCUUACGCAUAACAUCAAAAUAAAUACUAUUGUUAUAAAUAUAAUAGUACCACAUAUCGCUCGAUUUAUGUACGAUACUCAUAUAGCACAUAUACGUAAUCGAUAUCCAUUUAAUAAAAAUAAAACUAAUCUUUUACUGCA